This is a messenger RNA of Trichobilharzia szidati, 693 nucleotides long. NCBI's taxonomy places the organism in Eukaryota, Metazoa, Platyhelminthes, Trematoda, Strigeidida, Schistosomatidae. The record is from the annotation of a GenBank genome assembly.
AUGAGUUUUACAAUUGAAAAAUUAUUGAAAACAGACGAUGCUUUACCAUCGAAUAAAUUAAAUGAAUCACUUGAAAAUUCAAUUGAUUUUAAUCCGGAAGAAAAUGCGGACGAUGUAGAAGAUUAUCAGUGUGAUUCUUACCUUCGUCAUCAUCAUUAUCCUCAACGAAGACAUAGUUCUGACUCGAUAGAACAACAACGCGAUGAAAGACAUUCCUUACGCUUAUCGGAUAAUCCUCAAAAUGAAUUGAAUAUAUCCUCCUAUUCAUGUCCACCUAGUCUUUAUUCCUUACAAUCGAUACAUUCCGAUAUGAAUCAACAAUUACUAUCAUCUUCUAGUCCAUUUCAACAAGUAUCGCCUCAAUCAUCGUCUUCUUCAUCACCAGUCACCUCUUCAUCAUCAUCAACCUCUCUGUUGUCAUCUACCACUGCUACCACUACAACUUUCUUAAGUUCACCUCAUUCAAAUCCAGCGCAUAGCAACAGUAUAUCACCAAAUAAUGAUGGUGAUGAUGAGAAAUCCAAUGUGAUUAUUGACAGUGAUUAUCAAUCGAAUACUAUUUCACCAAUCAAUCAACAAGGACAGUGUGAAUAUUUAAAUUUAUUCGAAAAUGUACAACAUAGUCAUCAGAAUUAUUCGACUAUUACCACUACAACUACAACUACAACUACCCCUACCACUACUAAACACUGA